Molecule: messenger RNA, 669 nt
Organism: Hibiscus syriacus
Lineage: Eukaryota; Viridiplantae; Streptophyta; Magnoliopsida; Malvales; Malvaceae
Product: transcription factor DIVARICATA-like
Exons: 2
Coding region: 1-669 (222 amino acids)
Molecular function (GO): DNA binding
Source: RefSeq, a predicted model, not a curated record
AUGUAUCAAGAUCACGACAACAGUAAUCUGUUGUUUUUCGAGACGCCGACGCCGACGACGGGUUGGAGCGAGUGGACGCAUCUCGAGGACAAGGUUUUUGAGUGUUGUUUGGUUGCGUUUCCGGAGGGAACUCCUGAUCGGUGGCAGAUGAUCGCCUCCAGGAUUCCGGGAAAGUCGGGUGAAGAAAUCGAACAACAUUUUGAGAUUCUUGUUCGUGAUGUUUAUGAGAUUGAUGCCGGUCGAAUUCAGUUUCCGAAUUACGGUGACGAUUGGUUGAUGUUUGAUUCGGAGUUCGACUCGAAUUAUCAAAUCGGUUUCGGUUCAAAAUCAAAACAGCAGGGAGACGGUGAAAGAAAGAAGGGAACUCCUUGGACAUUACAAGAACAUAAGUUAUUUUUGCUUGGACUGAGUAAAUACGGCAAGGGUGAUUGGCGAAGUAUAUCAAGAAAUGUGGUGGUAACUCGGACGCCGAUUCAGGUGGCCAGUCACGCCCAAAAGUAUUAUCUCCGACUGUAUUCGGGGAGAAAGGCGAGAAAAAGAUCGAGCAUCCACGACAUUACGACGAUUGAUUACGAUGUGAUGGAUGUAUAUCGGAACAUGGUUUCGGGUCCCGCUAGUACUGUUCAACAGGCGCCUAACUGCAACAGUCGCCUUCUUCAAGUCAUUUAG